This is a messenger RNA of Equus quagga, 1534 nucleotides long. It is a transcript of the gene C5H1orf50, whose product is annotated as chromosome 5 C1orf50 homolog. The transcript has 5 exons. Lineage: Eukaryota; Metazoa; Chordata; Mammalia; Perissodactyla; Equidae. Bases 56 to 655 code for a protein of 199 amino acids. The record is from RefSeq and is a predicted model, not a curated record.
CGGACCUGUAUGAGCGUGCCCUUCCGCCUCGCGCGCACUGGGAUAGAGCGCUGUCAUGGAGAGUGACGCGACGGCGGGGCAGACAGAGGGCGUCCAGGAAAACCAAGGAGUUCUGUCGGCGACAGGUCGGGGAGGAGGCCUGGUGGAGCUCACCCCGACCCCCGGCGGCCUGGCCCUGGUGAGCCCCUACCACACCCACCGGGUCGGGGACCCCCUAGACCUCGUGGCGCUCGCAGAGCAGGUGCAGAAGGCUGAUGAAUUCAUCCGAGCAAAUGCCACCAACAAGCUCACAGUCAUAGCCGAGCAAAUCCAAUAUUUGCAAGAACAAGCCAGGAAGGUUUUGGAAGAUGCUCGCAGAGAUGCUGACUUGCACCAUGUAGCUUGUAAUAUCAUCAAAAAACCUGGCAACAUUUACUACCUUUAUAAACGGGAGAGUGGUCAGCAGUAUUUUUCCAUUAUUUCGCCAAAGGAAUGGGGAACAAGUUGUCCACAUGACUUCCUUGGUGCCUACAAGUUACAGCAUGACUUGUCCUGGACUCCAUAUGAGGACAUUGAGAAGCAAGAUGCUAAAAUCAGCAUAAUGGACACGUUGCUAAGCCAGCCAAUGGCCCUGCCUCCACACGCUGAACCCAACUUCCAGGGACUGACUCACUGAGAGUGGACUCUGACAGACAGCUCUCAUGGCAAGGACCUGUCACCUCCUGCUUGUCCCUGUUCUCUGCCUUGAUGGGAGGUGACAUGAGAAUUGAGGGCAUGUAGGUGAAUCAUGACCAUCUCGGAAGGAGACCCUGUGUGAAUGUAAAUGCUGUCGUGAUUAUUACUUUGAGUUGUGAUGGUAAUGAAUCACAUCAGUCUCUUUUGGAAUCCUCUCUGGAUCACAGCUGGCAGUGUACUUUCCUUCUCCUUUAUCUCCAUCUGUUCUCCCCAUAAGUCAGAGCACUAGAGAAAGAAGAAUUUCUUCUUCCCACAGAAAGGUUGGCAAGUCAUUUUCCAGAGAGGACUGUUUUUAGUCUUUGUAACUGAAAGUGUUUAAGAUUAGGGUUGAGGCUGUUUAAUAGUUAUUGCAACUCCAGCUUAAAAUUCAUCUGGGAACAAGAAUGUUGGGUAAUGGAGGAUGAUAAACAACUUGGCUUGGCUGGAUUAGAGUGUGUGAUCCUGGUAUUUCUGCACUGUUGAUGAGAUUUGGCUUGCUCCUUCUGUGCUUGAUGCCUAGCUAGAGACUAGAGAAUCUGAGGCAGCAGCAAUGGCCAGGAUUUGGGAAGGUCAGCCUCUAAACUUACAGAAUUGUAGACUUGGAAGAGAUGUUGGAGGCUGCCACUAACAAUUGUAUGAAUCCACUCUGUAGCCUCAGAGGGGGAGAUCCAGAGUUCAGCCGUCUGCAGCGGGACAAAUCCAUUUAUUUAAAUGGCAUCUUUAAAAUAUUGUGGAAGAGAGAAUAGGGCGGUGGGUGAGGAAAAAGAAAAACAGGCAACCUGUUGAUUAUGAGUUAACUGAUUGAAACUCAUUUUGACCUGAAUUAUUAAAAAACUUAACA